UCUCUUCAGAGAGAAGACAGCUGAUCAGAUAGUCUCUUUGCUGUGCACUACUAGGCAAAUAACUGAGAUUGCACGUUCUUCCCUAACACUUGUGUUUUGUUUUUUUUAAUCUUUUCCUCACCUUAAGCUGAUGCCUGUUGGAUGAGGCUGGGAAGACAGGAGCACUGGGUUUAAAGGAACGUAAAUGCCUGCCAAGAUGGCACUGGCCAGUUCACUUUCUGGCAAGCCAGUGCCACCACGCUCCAAAAAAGUUUCUACGGCAGGAGUGGAAGUGCACCAGAGCAAGCUGGAUUUUUUCUGCAAGCUGGGCUAUGGUAAGCAAGACAUCUGCAAAGUGCUGGAGAACCUGGGCCAAGAGGCCCUGGAGGAUGAUGUGCUGAAAGAGCUUAUUCGGAUGGGGAGCAAACCUCAAGCUCUGGAGAGCCAAGCUCAACCUUCCCCACUAAAACUUGUUGCCCGUGGAUCAUGUAGCACUUCACCAGCGUCGAAGUGGCUUGGAGAAGAUGACAGUGAUUCUACUGAUCAUUUAAGACCCAUUGUGAUCGAUGGCAGCAAUGUUGCAAUGAGUCACGGAAACAAAGAGGUAUUCUCCUGCUGGGGAAUCCAGCUGGCAGUGGACUGGUUUCGAGAAAGGGGGCACACAUACAUCAAAGUUUUUGUCCCACUCUGGAGAAAGGAGCCCCCUCGACAGGACAGUCCAAUUGCAGACCAGCACAUUCUUGAAGAGCUUGAAAAGCAAUCAAUUCUUGUGUACACCCCAUCCCGAAAGGUGAAAGGCAAGAGGGUAGUUUGCUACGACGAUCGCUAUAUCGUGAAAGUUGCUUAUGAGAAAGACGGAGUCAUUGUUUCCAAUGACCAUUAUCGGGACCUCCAGAAUGAAAACCCUGAGUGGAAAUGGUUUAUUGAGCAACGACUACUCAUGUACUCUUUUGUCAGUAACAGAUUUAUGCCUCCUGAUGAUCCGUUAGGCCGGCAUGGACCCACUCUUAAUAACUUCCUCAGCAAAAAGCCAGUGCUUCCUGAACCAAAAUGGCAGCCGUGUCCCUAUGGUAAAAAAUGCACCUAUGGCAAUAAAUGCAAAUUUUACCACCCGGAGAGACCACAUCAAGCUCAGCUCUCAGUUGCUGAUGAGCUCAGGGCCAAAAUAAAGGUUCCAUUAAGUCUGGGGAAAGAGGAGAAGUGUAACCGCUCGCCGUACAGGACCGGAGGAGAGCCUGCACUGCCUGACGCAGGCACAGAAAUGCUGCGAGAAGCCAGCGGCUGUGCAGGAGCUUCCUGCUACCCAGGGUGGUCCCGGGGCAGCCGUCCUGAGCUGCCAUCUGGCACCUGGGCUGGUGGCCCCAGCUCUGACCUGGGGCUGGACCAGCGGUUGCUACAGCUGGAGCCACUGCGAGACCAGCCGCUCCUGGAGAAGAUGUCAGCGUUAUCCAUCGGCGAUGACACCUACGGCUACAAUCGGUCCAUACAUACCUCUCAGGACAGAGAGGUGACGGACAGCCAUCAUCGCUGCAGUGACCUCAGGCACAACCCAUACUCGCUUCAUCACCCCCACAGCUUGGACUGCACCUGCCUACCGGGAUGCCCUUUCCAGCAUGCGGUGCUCCCUCCUGUGCGGGGCGGGAGGGUCCCAGACCACAGCUGGCCUCAGGAGUGCUGCGGCAUGCACGGGAUGGGUCAGAGGAGCCGCUACGUCCCUGAUGGCGCUCAGCACAAACAGGCCCUGGAGACUCAGCACCACGUUUUGCCGCAGACCGCAGCUCUUCCCCAUGACCUGCUUCACUUGUACAGGGAGCAUCAGCUGCAGCAGCAGCACUGUUUCCCCAGCUGGCCCCCACGGCAGCCCUUUCUGCUGGACUCCAGCAACAGGCUGGGCUUCUUCCAGAAAGCCCAUACUUACCCCGAUGCCUCUUACAGUGACUACUGCUCCCCCCCAGCUGCAAGGCCACCCUCUGCCCAGCAAGCAAAACACUGGGAGCUGUGCUCCCUUUUCCCUUACGGCGAGGUGAACCACGUCAUGGCUUUGUACGCCAGUAUCAAGGAUAUUGCUAGCUUGACUUUACUGAUUCAAAGACACAGAAACUUGUGAAGCCUCCAGAUCAAGCCUUUCCCAACAAGCACAAGCCCUGGGGCAAAAAGAUGCUACUCUGGGGCUUAACUAAGUGUUAUUAAAGGGCUUUAUGGCAAGGGUUAUAGCUGUUCCAGGAGCACAACCAGCUCCAUGUUGCAUGGGGCACCAAGUCAAGGCAACCGCUGCUGUUCACUGCCAUGGGAUCUCAUUCACCUCCCAUGGAAGGGAAGGGGAAGGCUCAGGGUAACUGGGCCAUCAGCAUUUGAACCUUGCUGGUGACUGAUUUCAGGAUGGCAUGGAUCUUCAUUAAUGCCUUGUAACACUAGACAUGUUUUUAAAGUCCUAAUCUAUUGUUUAACUACCAAAAAAGAACCAUGCUCCAAGGUCUCCAGUAAAGGGCUCUCCAUAGACUGCCCCCCCCAUGACUACUUGCUCAGCUAGUAUAGAAAGUAAUUUGGCUUAGUUCCCCUAAUCCAGGGCUGUGCUGUCUGCCAGAAGGCAUCUUUAGGUUCAUGUUAUUGCCUGAUACAGGCCCAGCAAGCUUGCAAAGAUCCAUCUUGUGUUUAUGAACCAAUGCUGUGAACACAUAGAAUCCCUGGCAGAGGUGGUGGAGGUGCACCGGAGCGCUAGAAGAUGGCUGCAGGUACGUUUCUCAGGGAUCACGCACAAUGUAAGUCAAAUCAUGAAAGUCAUCUUCAAUGUGAGUCCUGGUGUGAACUCGGGGCUCGGGGUUGUUAAUUCAAAAACAAAGAAACCCAGGGGGCGGGGGAACUUUAAAGCAUCUCUGUUUCAUCAAACAAGAAAACUAUUGUUUACUUAACCCUUAGUUACCAAACAUGGUCCCGUAAUGCAAUUAUACAGCUGACCUAUGAUUACAAACAUUUAAACUGUGUGCUGCUGGGACAUGUUUGAUUUUUCAGUAAGAUGUAAAGCUGCUAAUCUCUGCAUUAUACCACUGAAUUCUUCAGGUUAUAAUACAAAUAUUAAGGUUGAUCCUGAAGGUUUUUGGCAUUAUACCAAAGUCUAAGUAUGUCAGUAUGACAUGUUUUAAAAAUGCUUUAACACAUAAACUGGUCAUCUAGAACACUUUGUUCUGAAUAAUGUAGUCUUUUUUUCUUUUUUUUUUUUUUCCCCCAUUCCUCUUAGUACUGAUGCUUCAUCAAGUCCAACAUUCAGGGGACAUUUAGAAGCUCUCUGCCCCUGCAGUAUCUCUGCUAGGUUCUUCUCUGAAGUGCAGUUGGUAAUGUU
Molecule: messenger RNA, 3316 nt
Organism: Grus americana (Whooping crane)
Lineage: Eukaryota; Metazoa; Chordata; Aves; Gruiformes; Gruidae
Gene: ZC3H12D
Product: zinc finger CCCH-type containing 12D
Biological process (GO): 3'-UTR-mediated mRNA destabilization; nuclear-transcribed mRNA catabolic process, RNase MRP-dependent
Cellular component (GO): nucleus; cytoplasmic ribonucleoprotein granule
Molecular function (GO): mRNA binding; RNA endonuclease activity; metal ion binding
Source: RefSeq, a predicted model, not a curated record